Syngnathus typhle (broad-nosed pipefish) is the source of this 876-nucleotide messenger RNA. Its product is annotated as protein rapunzel-like. The transcript is spliced from 3 exons. The coding region runs from base 1 to 696 and encodes 231 amino acids. NCBI's taxonomy places the organism in Eukaryota, Metazoa, Chordata, Actinopteri, Syngnathiformes, Syngnathidae. The record is from RefSeq and is a predicted model, not a curated record.
AUGGAAGAGAAGAUAGUGGAGGAGCACACCAAGCUGAAGCAGGGCAUGGUGAAGGUGCUGCAGUGCGUAGCCGCCAUCUCGUCAGCGGCAGCUGUGUGCUCGAUUCCAAUCUACCACACUAUCUUCGGCUUGGCGGGCUCGCUAAUGCGCGUGGUCCUGCACCACAUCGACGACGAGGACAUCCGCACGCUCAAGCGCGAGUUCGGUUCCGUCAACCGGGCGCUGGGCGAGCUCUCGCGCGAGAAUAGUCAGGUCCUGGUGGCUAUUCAGAAGGAGGCGCUGAAUAGCCAGUACGCCUCGGUGGAGGAGAACCUCACGAGCCAGUUCCGCAAGUUCAUGGAUCUGGUGGAGGCUCGGCCUGAGCACAGCAAGCGCAAGAAGGAAGACUUUGCCCGCAGCUACACCGACGACUUGGGCGACCAGAACCUGCACACGCUCUACGACGGUGUGGUCGGGAAGCCCAAACUCUUCAGCCGGCCCAUCCUGGAGGUGUUCCUGAAGCAUUCGGGUGGCGAUCGUCGGGCCAUGGAGCGCCUGUGCACACGCCUCACUUACUUGUUCUGCAUCGGCCUGAUUGCCCUGAUGGGCUACGCCGCCGUCAUUGGCGGCAACGAUGCCGGCCUGAGCGAGGAGUGGGCCGAGAAGAUGGAGAACGUGCAGGACAAGAUGCAGCAGGCGCUGCGUAUGUGCCGCUGAACCGGGCACGCGCACAUCAUCCACGUUAGCUUGCGCAACAGCGGUGGGCAAAGACGCGUGUGCUACGGUACUGUUGCCACCCGGUUCGCAUUUCCAUCAUUGAGCAUUCACAACUACGGCUUGCGCUUUGUUUUCCUUCUUAAAUUGGUUGGAGGUAUUUUUCUGUCCUAAAUUUCAUUG